CAAAACAUUUUGAUAUUCCUUCAGGCUACAGUGUCUUAGUCACUCCCGCAAUAGCUCGCUCUGUUCCUCGCUCGCUUCGUUUCCUCCCUUCUUCAGGCAGCGCGGCUCUCCGUUUCUCUUCACCUCUGCAUCCCUCUGCGCCUGCCGCAUUCCCUUCUUCCCUGAAUCCUUCAAGGGGCAUCAGAUCCGUCGCUAGUUCCACGCCGUAGCGCGAUCUUUUAAGGGAUGUGAGGGUAGAUCGGGGAGUGUUAUAGAGAGAGUGAUGGAGGCGAUGCAGAAGCUAGCGGCGCCGAACGCUAGCGCGGGGAGUAACUACGGAUCAGGCCUUGCUAUUGUCACAGUCGCUGGGGCGGCGCCGGAGCAGUUUCCGGCUGGGCUUAGGGUACUCGUGGUCGACGACGAUGUUACGUGCCUGAAGAUCCUCGAGCACAUGCUCCGGAAGUGCCGGUACCACGUUAUUACUUGUUCUCAAGCCAUGAUAGCAUUAUCCCUUCUUCGAGAAAGGAAGGGCUGUUUCGAUGUGGUUAUCAGUGAUGUUCACAUGCCCGAUAUGGAUGGGUUUAAGUUACUUGAACUUGUUGGUCUUGAAAUGGAUCUUCCCGUUAUUAUGAUGUCAGCGGAUGGGAGAACUAGUGCUGUUAUGAGAGGAAUAAAACAUGGGGCAUGUGAUUAUUUAAUUAAGCCUGUAAGGAUGGAAGAGUUAAAGAAUGUUUGGCAGCAUGUCGUUCGAAAGAAGUGGAAUGAAAGUAAAGAUGUAGAAAAUUCAAGUAGUUUUGAGGAUUCCGACCGCCAAGGACGAGUGGCUGAUGAAAGUGAAUAUGCGUCUUCAAUGAAUGAAGGGACAGAUGCCUCAUGGAAAACUCAGAAAAAAAAAAGAGAUUCUAAAGAUGAGGAAGAUGAUAUUGAACUGGAUAAUGAAGAUCCUUCAGCAUCAAAGAAGCCACGAGUGGUGUGGUCAGUGGAACUUCAUCAACAGUUUGUUAACGCUGUCAACCAAGUUGGCAUAGACAAAGCUGUCCCAAAGAGAAUUCUAGAGUUAAUGAAUGUUCCUGGUUUAACAAGGGAAAAUGUAGCAAGCCACUUGCAGAAAUUCAGAUUGUACCUGAAAAGGAUUAGCGGUGUGACUCAACAUCAAGCUGCACUUCCCAGCUUGUUCUGCAACCAGGUAGAUGCAAAAACAAAAUGUGGUUCGUUGGGAAGUCUGGAUUUCCACUCACUUGCUGCCUCAGGUCAAAUACCUCAACAGACCCUUGCUGCUUUGCAUGCUGAGCUCUUGUGCCAUCCUUCAAACAACAUAGUAUUCCCUGCAGUGGACCAGCCAGUCCUAUUACAAGCUUCAAACCAAGGCUCCAAGUUUUUGCCAUUGGAAAAGGAAGUGGCAUUUGGUCAGCCACUAUUUAAAUGCCAAUCGGGAAUGCAGAAGCAGUUACCUCCAUCCGAAAUUACUGUUCAUGGCAUGUCUCCUGGAUUUUCAUCCUGGUCAUCUAAUCAGCUUGGUGUUACAGGUUCUAACAAUAAACAUGCAGGAUUGAGCAACAUUCAAAACAAUAGUUUGCUGAUGCAAAUGUUACAACACCAACAGCAGCAGGAGCAUCAUCAAGAAUCAUUUCACUAUAUGGUCUCAGAUUCAAAUAAUGCAAUCAAUGUACAACCUUCAUGUCUUGUAGUUUCAUCUCAGUCUCCAAGCGGUAUAACUGUUGGGUGCAACUCAGGGCCCAUAAAUCAGAAGUCGUUGGUUCUAUCCCCUCAACCAUCAAGCAAUAUUCAGUUAGGAAACAAUUCACUGUUGGCAUCCUCAAAUUCUACUUCAAAUAGCAGUAAUUCUCGCUUAAACAAUCCACCAUUGGGCAUGCCACCUGCGGCAAAUGGAGAUUUCAAGGAUAUUGGCAUGUUAAGUACAUAUUAUCCUACAUCUUCAUUAUCAUCUAGUUCAGUUUGCACAAGCAGUGCUGCUGGUUGGCGACCACAGAAUAACAUGAAAAUCAGUUCUAUUAACCAGAGGGCUGAUCAAUUACCAAAAUUGUACAUUCAGGGUUCUGAACAGAUCGCAGGUGCAUCAGUAAACCAAGGGCAAUUUAGAAAUCUCGGUUUUGUUGGUAAAGGUACAUGCAUACCCAGUAGGUUUGCUGUAGAUGAUCUUGAAUCACCUACUAAUGACAAGGGCUUUACAAAAACAAGCACAUUUGAUGAUGUCGAGAAAGUCAAGCAAGAGCUCAAUUUGGAUUUUCUUGAUGGUACUAAAAAAGUUGGAAACGCAAUGCUCCCAAAUUUCCCCUCAACUGAUUUCUUGGGGUCUCUGUCCAACGAUUCACAAUUCCUUAAAUACUAAGAAAGCACACUUACUAAAUCGAAGGCAAGGACAUCUAUCAAAAAGGACUUAUAAAUUCACCAACCUCACUUGAUCAAUGAUCCCAGAAGCUUGAAAAUCAUCAGAAUACUUCUGAGGGAAGGCACUCAUCAUUUCUUCUUGCUUCUCUUCUGCUGAAUACUAGAUAGAUUUGGAAAGUAAAAGUGUUUGUUGUGUUAUAUGAACGUGUCUAAGCUAUUGGAGAAGCCAAGAUUAUUGCGGCUUCAAGAAAAGUUUUGGCUGUUUCUUCUUCCCCUAUCUAUCAGCGAUGCUGUGUUCCCUCAUACGCACUUCACUGCUUAGCCCAGCACAAAGUAUCCAUUGUAAACAGGUGAAGUAUGUUGAUGCUGUUUUAAUCAUCAUGCACCAAUCCUUGAAAUUGAAUCUCAUGGAAAUUUUAGUUUGUAAAAGCAUAUAAUUAGAUUGUUCUGCUCUAUGAAUUUGUAUUAGAUGGAAAUUAUUAUUGAUAGUCAAAUGAAAAGGUUUCAUGUC
Molecule: messenger RNA, 2839 nt
Organism: Dendrobium catenatum
Lineage: Eukaryota; Viridiplantae; Streptophyta; Magnoliopsida; Asparagales; Orchidaceae
Product: two-component response regulator ARR14
Exons: 7
Coding region: 263-2329 (688 amino acids)
Biological process (GO): cytokinin-activated signaling pathway; phosphorelay signal transduction system
Molecular function (GO): DNA binding; DNA-binding transcription factor activity
Source: RefSeq, a predicted model, not a curated record